CGGUAAUAUUAGCUGAGAUUUAAUAUUCUGAAUAUGUAAUUUGGACAGGAAAGUUCUCCAGGCUGCCGGCAAGAACUGAUCGACUUUGUGCAGAGUACAAUUUGAACAUUUUGAAUGUACAGAUCUAGAAGCUGCUUGUUGCAAUUGCCGAGUUGCCAAAAGGUUUACGUAGGCAAAGCUGGUGGAUUUCAUUGUGGUCCUCGACUGAGCACUUCACAGUCUUCAGCAAACGCCACAACCAGCUCAGCAGAAGGACCAUCGUUGACCCUACAGCUCACAUGGCCGCCAUGAAGUCCCUCAUCCUGUGCGCGGUGCUCGCGCUUGCUGUUCACCAAGCGUCGGCGGCUGUCAUCAACAAGGACUGGAGGGUGCCGAUCACUCUGUCUGACACUGUCAAUGUGGGAGACACGAUCAUCUGGACCUGGACGGACACGGCUCCCCAUGACAUCCAAUUCCUGACCUUCCCUGCCGGCUUCACUGGCAUCGCUACCAAUGGUAUUGUGGGGCUCACGGUCCCCCCCCAGCCUAUCAGGGCUCCCUACAACGUCAGCUUCACCCCCACUCUUCCUGGAACCUACACCUACGUGUGCACUGUGCACGCCUCCAUGACUGGAACCGUUGUCGUUGCUGAUGUUGCCGCCAACAUGACCACCGUCCCUGCCAACACGACCACCGUCGCAGCCAACACCACCGCAACCGCGAUUGCCGGGAACUCAACCAUGAACGCCACCGCCAAUGCGACGAUUGCCCAGGCCGCCGUUGUGGCCCGUACCCUGGGCUUCGCGACCGCUGCCAUCGCGCAGAACGCCACUGCUGUGGUGACAUAUAUCACCAACGACCUCACCGUGUUUGCCGCCAACACGUCCGGCCCGUUGAACAUCACCAGCGUCGGCGCCAUUCUUGGUUACCUGACCACGAACCUCGCCCUGGCUACCGCCGCUAACCCGCUCGCCAACACGACGGCCCCCGUCGUCAAGCAGUUCAUUCUUAUCGAUCCGACCAACGCCCUCAUCACCGUCCAGGUCCCGGUCCUCCAACAUUUUGCCACAAUUCUGUGGACUUACCUGAGCAAUACCACUUUCAGCCCCACCCCGAACUGGUAUGCCAAGACCGGAAUCUUCACACCUGCACCCAUCAGCCUUGCUUAGAGUCCCUCUAUGUUAGUCUAGUUGACAGGUCCCAGGAGUCGUGGCAAGCGUUGUAGUGUCGUCUCGCAGGGGUAGUAACGCAAAAUGCACUGACGUAAGUUAUGUUACAAUUUGCCUUGCAUCAAAGCGAGUUACGUUGAUGCUUGACCAGGCAGGUCGUCAGCUACAUUGUUGACAAGGUCGGUUUUAUCCACGGAUUGAUAUGUUGAAUUGUACAAACGUGGUUGAAGAUUCCUCUAAACCUACAUUUCUAAGCCGCUAGAAGGUUUUCAUUGAACGAGUCGUUGCGUAGUGAUUUGGCUGGCCGUACAUAAUUGAACAGUGCCUCAAGAUUUUCUCUAACGUAUUUGACCCUUCAAGUCGGUGUGGAUGCAACGAACCUUGUGGAGAUUGGUUGUUGUUGACAGACUUCAAUAUAUAUACUUCCAUUAGAGACGGUUCUUAAGUUGCCCAAACUUAGCUCAGUACGGUCGAUAGAUGGCCGCAUAAUACCACCGUCCUGGCACUGCCAUGCUGCCAAUGCAAGACUGGUU
Molecule: messenger RNA, 1681 nt
Organism: Klebsormidium nitens
Lineage: Eukaryota; Viridiplantae; Streptophyta; Klebsormidiophyceae; Klebsormidiales; Klebsormidiaceae
Source: the annotation of a GenBank genome assembly